UCCACAACACGCACCAUUGUCGUUAAGGCUACUUAGUGGGCCGCAGAUAGUGUCAGUUCUCGAGACCCAGCCGAGACCUUGAAGUAUCAUCUUCCCUUUCUCUGAGUCUGUAACCGGUAGCCGGCUAAACCACUCUACACAGAACCCCUGUUGACUGGCAAAAAAAUUCCUCACCCGAGGCUAGAAGAACCCACUACAGAACCGGCAGCAAAGGAAACGGAAAGAAAAGCAAAAGUCAUUCAACGGAAGUGAAGGUGUAGUGUGCUGAAGAAAACGCAACGAACGCCGAACGGUUGAGACAGUGAUCUAGUUAGCGUGAACUUCCUCAAGGUGUGCAUGUGUGAGACAGUCGGUGGAUGUGUGUGUGUGUGUGUGGAUGGCAACUUAGAAUACAAUGCAAUAAUUAGUUCAGCAAACGGCAAGCUGGUUGGUGUCAUCCAAGCGGUCGAGACACCCAUCGGUACCGGGGGCUUAUCACUCAGAAGAGGAAGCAAACGACGGAAAAAAGCAGCUUCUACACCACCUAGACACGUCUAGUCUACCACGGGAAGACGAGCCAGCUCGAUCUGGAUUUUGCAGAUUUUACAGUAAAGGAUCAGCUCGUAACACUCCUCGGGGUUGUAGAUGAAUGAUCACCGGCAAGUCAGCGAACCAUGCUACAAACUCAACCGCCGGCAGCGAACGGUUGCUGACGAUGGCCCGGCGGACGGUCCUCGCGCCUGAAAGGUAUGCCGAGGGCAGUACAUACCGUCACCCGGUCCGGGAUGGACACCCGGACACCGGCGGACGGUCGCAACCUGGACGUGAUAAUUACACCGCAUUACCGACACGUACGACGAAAGCUGACCGAUGUCUGCUGGCACUGUUGGUGAUCGUCGUCUGCUGGACCGGGUUCGGAUGUGAUGCGGCCGCCACGCCGGUCAAGAGUCCCAUGUCCGGGUACGGUGGGCGAGGUCCUCCAAUGUUUAAGCGGAUGGGUGGCCUAACCGAUGCGAGCAGGAUCUCCAACUUGACUCGUCUUCAUAGUGGUGAUCUGUUUUAUACAUUUGAAUCGGAAAAAUGUGACACAGAUACGUGCGUGGGGCUGUCGAGCGGCACGGCGGAACUAUCGAUUGGUGGCGAUCGGACCGGCACCGGCACGGUCAACGGACCACCCCACCGUAUCCCCGGAAGUACGGACCACAUCAAAGAAAUCGACAUGUCAUCGGAUGCGGGAAUCGAGUGCAAGUGUCAGUGUUUGCCGCACCUGAGCACCUACAGGGAAGAUCUCGGCAUCUGUGUGGACGACAUUAGAGAAUGCACUCUAGCGCCGUUCAUCAGCGGAUCAAGCUCGGAGAAGAUACCGUUCGUCUUUUUGCCUCACCGUGGCCAAAUCGUUCAUCCCAGCCGCGAGAUUGGAUUUCCCGGUGUCAAGAUGCCGAUGUGUGCCGUAUCGGCCGCCCAAUACCUCACCACCAACGGUUGGGCGGAGCUGCGGAACCCCAUCGACACGGACGUCCCGUUUCGGCUGUUUCGCGACGAGGGCCGCAUCUACCUGCAGUGGCUCGGUGAACCGGAGCUACGGCAGCGGAUGCAGGGCCGGCUGGUGCUGGUGCAUCUGAUGUGCCGCGACAUGACACCCCGUCUGCUGCUGGAGGAUGGCCGGGCCGCUCUUCAUCACGAUGACAUGCAGAUGCCGAAUCAAAACAUCUUCACACCGUGCAUCGCCUUCCGCGUCGUUGGGACACCGAUCAAAUACGUCACCAAUGUGACUGAGGUGUCGUUCGCUUCCGAGACGCACAUCGAGCAACAGUCCGGCCUUUCCACCAAGGAGUACAUCGUGAUCGCGGUCUGCAGCUUGUGUCUGGGCCUGAUCUAUAUCGCAUCGGUUUUUCUCUACAUCCACAUGAAAAAACGGAAGAGUAGAUCGGGCUCGAACGAUGACGGGAGUGGGUUGAAGAACGAUUACUCCACCUACCAGCAGAACGAUCAGGUAACGUUCGGUGUUGGGAUGGGUGCGGCCGUUAGUCCUUUCGGUGGACAGGCACGGGCCAGCUUUAUCGGGCGCAAUGCACUCGGCGGAAGUCAACGGCAGGGCGGUGGACCGACGAUCGGUCCACAUCGAGGACUCGCGAGCGUGGGCCUGCACGCGGAAGAAAUGGGCAUCGUGAAGAACAAUCCGCUGCUGAAACACUUCCCGAACCUGAGCGACAAUUCGGGCUUCAUUAGUGACAAUUCCAAUUCGGUGUCGGAGUUUGAGGAUGAUAUAACGACCGACGUUGAGAAGCAGAUGCAAACCGGCAAACAUCAGCCAAAAAACUUCUCAGGGCGUACCGAAAUGGAUGGCGAACUUCGCCUUCAGCAGCAGCAGCAGCAGCUAUCCCAGCAGUCCGCCCUGCUGCUGCAUCAUCACCAUCAUCUACAACAACAGCAGCACCAACACCAGCAGGAUCCGCUGAAUACCGGUGGCCAGGAUACGGAGUGCCUGCCCGAGGAAAAUGUAUCCAUUGUCGAAGAACUGAACAACGAAGAAAAGCUCGAAAGCAUGAAGUCCAUCGUGAACGGUACGAUGCGCCGGAAGCUAUACUUCAAUCCCGCCUACUUCGAGCCACAUCUUCUAGUUUCACCUCCACCGGCAGCUAUCGAAUUUCUGAAUAAGAUCCGCGAAGUGAUCACGAUCGCAAAGUACAAGAUGUCCUCGAAACGGUUUCAGCCUUCGCUGAACAUCAUACCGGAGGAGCUGCAGCAUGCAGCCGGGUCGGAAACGUACGCCGCCGUACAGACUGCGCCGGCUAGUCGUCGCAGUAGUCUGAUCAGCUCUCGCAAGGAUAGCUCUCGCAAGAGUGCCUGUUCGGGGUGUCCAGGGUGCGAGAAGAAGGUAGCUGCGUCCGAUCCAGUCAUGGUACCGUCAAGCAACUGUAAGAAUUGUGGUGAUAAGCAGAACAGCAUUCGCAAAUGGUUGGAGGAUGUAUCGUCCACCCACGGGGACGGUAUUGCCGAGGCAGACAUCUACGAUAGCAAAUCGAAUCUGCUUGCCAGUGGAGGAACAUCGGAAACGGACGGUACAACUCCAACACCGAAAUCGGAUGGCGCUGGAAUUGCAAACCCUGCUUUCGUAGGUGAUCAACCGUCGAUGGAGUCGGUCAAGUCGCAAGAUGACCGAACGACCGCACCCGAUUCAUUGCCGAUUCGCCCGGAUAUUAAGAAGCAACCGAAAAGUCACCGGCUAUCGAAGACGGGGAGUUUACACAGCGACAGUUCGUCAACGUCGGACAAUGAAACGAUCGUAGCAAACAGUGUGAAGGAACGAUCGUCCGUGGUACGCAUCCCGUCCGCCAGCAAAUCGGUACGCUCGGACACUAGCUCGGCACCGAAAAUUGUGUCACAUAGUUUGAAGUCGAAUUUGGUCAGUAAGAUGAGCAAGUUUGGCAUGCAGGAAGGUGCUGGUGCGUUGAUGAAGAACAGUAGCUUCAUCUACGAGGAGAGUCGACCGGCACAGCCAACCAACCAGGAUCUGUACAUCAAGAACACGAACAAUUCGGUAGCGAAUCUGGACACGAACAAGAUGUACGAUAAGCGGGAUCUUUAUAGCAUCGCCGGCAGUGAGAUUUACAACAAUCCUCAGUUCGAGACGUCACCGGUGAUGUCACACAAGAAGCUAUCGGUAUCACACGCGGCACAUCAUCAUCAUCAUGGGCACGGUAAGAAGGCCCCCGCGUCGAAUGGACCAGGAAGAGCACAUCCCACACAACAACCACCAGCAGCUCUGGUACCGCUCGCCGCCUCUUCCAGCAAGCAACGUCGCCAGGAGGUACUGGAUCAGUACGCAAACGUCAAACCGAUGAAGCUGCGCAACAUCAAUCAGAUGCCGGACAUGGUGUACGAAGCACUCGCCAUGGAUCAGCGCAAGAUCCGCUCGUGGUCCGAACGGCACGCUGAUCGCUUGCCGAUGCCACAGCUCGAAUCGAUGGACUACAAUAUCGAUUCGUCCGACAGUCGCUUCAGCAGUAUCGAUCGUCACGAGCGCUACCGGAACGAGAAGUUCUUUCACGACUUCCUAAACUCGGACCAGGAGUGCAAUACGCUCGGGAACCGGUCCGGCAAGAACUCGUACAGCAAGUACCAGCCGGACUCGCCGAUCUACUCCCGCAAAUCGCCCCACUAUCUGAUCGUGGACUACGAAACGGACAGUCUCGAGCGGGUCACCUCCAAGACACCGAUGAGCUUCAACACCUCCACGACGAACAGUAGCGAUCUUGGGUCGCAACCGUCGCCCUCGCUCAGCACCGCACUGCCGCUCGAGGAGGAGGUCGAGAUACGCAACGCCAUAUACGAUCGGGUGGAGGGUUUUAGAAAGGAUACUGACACGAUCAAGACGGAACGCGAAGCCGUCAGUAUCCGGUCCGAUGAGUAUGAAGACGUUCCGCAGGCUUCGUCCUUGCUGGGCACCGCGCAGCCCGCACCCGGUGGCAAGGCGAAGAAAAAGGUACCGAAGAUCAAGUGUGACACGCCAUUUCAGGGGAGCAUCACGAUCGAGGUGGAACACAGUCCCGACGAUUGCGACCUGUCGGCGACGGACAGUGAUCAGUUCGAGCCGGACACACUGGACCGUAAGCCGAAGAAGCACGGGCAGACGAAAGCUGCCGUAAGUCGGCACCGGAGCAACGUGUGGGAGGGUGAGCGUGGUGGACGGGGUGAAUCCGUUGGGAUCGAGUCCAGUCUAACCUCGCUGCCGGCCGAUCUGAACAGUCACUUUGUGCUGAAAAGUAGCGGGUCGUUCAAGCACGAAACAAGCUUCGGUAGCUUGAGGGAGAUCUACGAAUCGAAGAACCCAAAAGCUACCGGACCUCCGGCCAUUCGAAGUUCGCUGAGCAAUCUGUCCGAGCUGGACGUAAAGUCGGGAAAGUUGCUUACGCUCGAGACGCGACACUCGCGCCGUCAGCGUACGAAUGUGGGCGAUGCGUUGAUACCGGCACCGAAGCUAGUCCCACCGGAUUUGAUUCCACCGGACAGUGCUCGACAGGCUACCGUGUACGAUCACCCACGGUUGCAGCUGAAGAAGGUGGAAGAUUAUGGCAUUGCGCCGAAGAAUCUGGCCUGCUGGAGCAAUAGCGAGAAGCUGUCCAACCCACCGACGGGUCCAGCACCGAAACCAAACUUCUGCACCACCACCACCACCAGCGAGAACUAUGAAUCGAUCAAUAGUUUUACGGCAGAAAGUGACUCCACACAGUUCACGGGUAUCUCGGAUAAUGAUCGUACGGUUUCGGGUGGUAGUAAUAGCAGUAGUACCGGCAAGAACCGUAGCUCACAGGGCAAGCUUCCCAACUACAGCCACGUGCACAAGAAUCCCACCGAUCAGUCACUGUACAUCACCGAGAAGACGGAGUACGCGAGGAUCGAGAACGAGAAGCAACGAUCGCAGGAGGAGUUGAGUGGAAUCUUGGAAAGCUACAUGACGCUGGGCGAGAUGAAUAGCAAGAACUUCCUGCAGCAGGUGGACAGCAAGAUCUACGAUCUGCGCACCCGUCAGUCGCAGCAGCAGCAACAUCAGCAGGUGAUGAGCAAGGCAAAGUUCAUCGAGGACAUCGACAAGAUCGAGGUGCUGUCGACGAAAACGCUCUCCAACUAUAGCUAUCCGAUCAAUCGUAAUGGGCCCUCGAUCAACCCGAAGGACGUUGAGGAUGAGAAACCAUCCAUCUACGACAUCAGUGGACCGAUUCCGAUCGGGAGCUCGCCCUCGGGAUCACCCACCACCACCAAGGUGUUCCGCGUGGAGUUGAACCAAUCCUCGAACGGUAUGCAGAUCGCGAUGGGAUUAAGGGAUCGCGUUAAAAAGUCAAAAGAUCUGAAGAACGCGUGGAAAAAGUUUAUCGGAAUAGCGACGGCCAAGUUUAACGGGAAGUCGGGUGAUCCGGAUCUAGAGAAGACGUCCGAUUCGUCCGAUAUACUCGAGAAGGAUGAAGGAAUUUCGUCGUUGAUCGAUGACUCGUCCGGAAGUGGAGCUUAUGGAUCGCACUACCAGCAACAGCAGCAGUUGUUGCGCCCUCACCAUCAUCAUCACCACCGGAAACGAUCCGGCCUCGGACCAACUGCAGAGGACGGUGAGAAACCAUCAACGUCCAACGCUCGCAACAUCACGAUCGUACGCAGUAACUCACGCUCGAGCACCAAGGAACAGGACAGCGGUUACAUGAGCGCGGAUUCGAGUGAAUCAAAGCUGAACGGCAAAAAGAUCUACGAGCGGUUCAACUUUAGCUCCCAAUCCCCGGACGGACCUGGCUCAGAAGGACCAAUCCUCGAGGAGAACAAGUACGAGAUCUGCGCUCUGCAGGAAUCGAACGAAAAGGCUCCCGGAACGCCGGAAGCAACCGGUACCAAUCGCAGCGGAUCGUCCACCGGUGGUUCUUCUGCCGGUGGGACCCGUGCGGACAAAUCGAUCGCACGUCCUCGCUCUCCACCACCACCACUUCCUCCGCCGAAUCCACCACCACCUCCACCACCGACGGCCACCAUCCCGUCGAAGAAAGCAUCCGGCGGUCCGGGUGUUGCUGUGAAGGUGAUCGAAAAACCUCACAGUAAGCCACCACCACCACCCUCACCACCAACCAAUGCCUCCUCCUCCUCGCCCUCCUCAUCCCUCACAACGAUCGCACGGACUGUGGCCAUAAACCGGGGUGAGCUGGAAGCGGGUCCAUCACGUCAAAGACUGCACGCCCCCAACGGUGUGUUCUUCAACACUUCCGACGCGAUCAGUGUCCGGGUGUACUCGUCGGACGAUGAAAAGUUUGACGGCAGUGACGAUGCGUCCUGCAUCUCGGACGAGGACGAUCUUGAUUCGCAUCUGGACGAUAUCUCCGAAUCGGGGGCGGAAAGUGUCGAAACACAUUCGGUGUUCUUCAAGAACAUACGCAAACCGUCACACCUGACGGUGGCACCGGCUGCGGAUCGUGCAAUGGCAGCCGCCGUUCAUUAGCGAGCUGGGAAAGAUUUUUUUUUCUUCUGUAAAUUCAGUUCUUUCUCCUACUUUGUGCAAUAAUGCUAGUUUCAUUCCGUCUGAAGUAGAUUCCAUAGUUGGUAAGAUAGGCUAGGCUUUGCGUAAAGGCCAAUUCUGUACAUUACAUUCGACCCACGGGGACACAACCGUUGCAGCGGUCACACACCGUUCGAGAUUAUUGAGUUAUUGUACCUCCACAAGUAUUGAGCUUAGUCCAUGAGUCUGCGGGAUUCCUUUGCGAAUAGGAGCACAGUACAUCCUUUCCACUGGAAGCCAUGGACACGUUGGAUAGCCGUCUAGGUUAGGUUCUAGGGGUUAGGGAGUAUUUGUAGACAACACUCAGUGGCAACUGUGCAAUUUGAUUUUAAGAUUACUCGGUAGAGAUAUUUAUUUUUGAGAAAAGGCAUGAAAAGAGAGUGAUUGAUUGUGUGCGUGAAUUGAGUGUGUGUGAGUGAGUUUUUUUUUGCUUUGCUUAACUACUGUUGAGUUCUUCUGCUACUGCUACAUUUUCGCCUGGCUGUUUUUGUUACAUUUGCGAUUUUUUUUUUGUUUAAAAUUUAUUUGUUGGGGUUUUUUCUUAACUUUAUUGUUUUCUUAUUACUUUUUUCCAAACUAUUUGCAAGCUGCAAGCCUCGAAAAUGUAGCCUGCUAGCAUCGAAUGUGAUACGCGACAUGCAUUUGCACGUCCUUUGCAAUAAUGUGAGUUAAGGUAGGAGGAUGCAAUGUUAGGUUUAACAAUUCCGCAAGGAACCCCGUAAUCGUACGACGGGUCCAGCCCACCCAAAAAGGUUGUCGGACCCCGUCUACAUUACACACUAGGCCGGAUAUGUGCAAUAAACUACAACAAUCCGUGUUAAGGUUUACUAGCUAUAUAAGGAAUCACACGCGUACGUACGCAAGCCGUCGUAACGCUGACAGGGUGCAAUCUUGAACCUACAAUAGACCGAAGUCGGGACGUUGUAGAGUAGUGUGUAAGGAUUUUUGUACUCUAAGUUUUUGUAAGGUUAGCGAUAUCGAUCGACGGUAUGGUAGUUGUAGCUUACAUCACGGCUAUAAUACCAAAAAUGGCUUACAAACUUCUUUUGGCUAUUAAUAUUGUAACCUUCGCCCCACGUCGCUUUGCACGACGGCGAAGUCUAGGUGUAGGCGUAUUCGUUUUAUAAGUUCAAUUUUAACCCGUCCGUGUUUUGUUAGGUUUAAAGACAUUUUGCCGAUGCUCCAAUGAAAAGAGAUUUUCGGGCGACGUUAGCUUCAUAAGUACCUGCCAAAAACCGCAAGUAAGGAACCGACCCCUAAACGUAACGCCGAGACGUUACAGGUUUCCUCAACGCGUAAUCAGUAGCGAGUAGAGUAGGGUUAAGCUCUCGUUAGCAAUUCUUAUCGUAUGCAUAUUUAUUCCGUUUUGUAGUGAUUCUUGAUCGGCUCUCUCUUAGCUGUGAAUGUCUUGUUAGCAUAUUUUUUUAUUUGAUGUUUGAAAAACUGUUUUCCAUCUGUUGUCUAUCGCAUAUGCCUACUCUGUUGGUAAUAUUAUUGCUGGUUAAGGUAUACAAAUUUAUAUAGGUUAAGCAUAUUCUCUACUGAAGUAGUCGUAAUAGUUAUAGUAGCGAUAAG
Molecule: messenger RNA, 8587 nt
Organism: Anopheles stephensi (Asian malaria mosquito)
Lineage: Eukaryota; Metazoa; Arthropoda; Insecta; Diptera; Culicidae
Exons: 11
Coding region: 629-6955 (2108 amino acids)
Biological process (GO): imaginal disc-derived wing hair organization
Cellular component (GO): cell cortex
Source: RefSeq, a predicted model, not a curated record